AUGAAAAGGAAAAGAUUAAUUUCAGAUGAUGAAGAAAAUGAUACUUUUAUAAACAAUAGUGAUUAUGAUAGUGAUAAUAAGGAUGAACCUGAUAAGCAGGAAAGAAUAAUUGAUCAAUCACUUGAUAAAGGUAAUGAGAUUACAGAUACCGUGGCCGAUACUGUAGUCGACACUAUGGUCGAUACAAAUUACAACGACCUGAUCGAAAAAGAAAUAGAGUCACCUCAACUCGAAAGUCAUGAAAAUGUUGAUGCUCAAGAUGAAAUAAAUAAUGAAAGUUCAGAUGAUCAAAUUUUUGAUAAAAGCGAUUUCAAUAAUAUUAAAAAUACACCAGAAGGAAGUCCAGAUCCAGAAAUUCAAAUAUCUCAAUCAAAACCAAGAUUAGUUAUAAAUAAAUUAGUUUUAACGAAUUUUAAAUCAUACGCAGGAGAACAAAUAAUUGGACCAUUUCAUACUUCAUUUUCUUCGGUAGUUGGACCAAAUGGUAGUGGUAAAUCUAAUGUUAUUGAUUCAAUGUUAUUUGUAUUUGGAUUUAAAGCCAAUAAAAUGAGACAAGGUAAAAUUUCAGACCUUAUACAUAAUUCAGGUGGUGAAAGAGCUGAAUUUUGUCAGGUGGAUAUUCAUUUUGAAAUGAUAUAUGAUGAUUCUGGAUUAGUUGUUGAGAAUUUUGAAUUAAUAAUCUCAAGAAGGGCCACCAUGAAUAAUCAAUCACAAUAUUAUAUAAACAGAAAAAAAAGUAAUUAUACUGAAGUUACUACAUUAUUAAAGAGGCAAGGCAUAGAUUUAGAUCAUAAAAGAUUUUUAAUUUUACAAGGUGAGGUUGAGUCCAUCGCACAAAUGAAAGCUAAAGCAGAGAAAGAAGGUGAAGAUGGACUUUUGGAAUAUUUAGAAGAUAUAAUUGGAACGUCAAAGUACAAGCAAUUGAUAGAAGAUAGUAUGGCUCGAAUAGAGGAAUUAAACACUGUGUGUCAGGAAAAAGCCGAUAGGUUUAGUUUGGUUGAAAAAGAUAAAGAAUCAUUAGAUGAGAAAAAAGUUGAAGCUCUUAGAUUUUUAGAAUUGGAGAAAAAAUUGAAUUAUCAUACAAGUAUUCAAUAUCAGUAUAAUAUAAAUCAAUUUGAAAAUAAGAUUGAGGAGAGACAAAAAGAAGCUGAUGAACUUGAACAGCAAUUGGAGGAAAAGAAAUCUGCAAAUGGCGAGGUCUUGAAAUCGAUUGAAAUAGAGACUAAUAAACAAUCUGAAAUUAAAAAAGUUAUCAAAACCCUUUCAAAUGAGUUAGAUAGGUUAAUCAAACAAAGGAAAGAAUUGAGUAAAAAGAAUGUAUCAUUAGAAGAAAAAUCAAAAAAUUUCGAAAAUAAAUUGAAAAAAGCUCAAAAGGCUAUUAGUUCGUCGACACAUUUAUUAAAUGCAUCCAAUCAAAGCUUAUCAACCUAUUCUAACUCAUCUAUACAAUACAAAUCAGAAAUUGAAAAAUUGAACUCAUCAUUAGAGGUCGAAGAGAAUUCAUUACAAUUCAUUAGAGGAAGAUUGACUGAAAGAACAAAAGAUUAUACCCAAAAAAUUGAGGAUUUACAGAAACAACUAGAACCCUGGACAACAAAAUUAAAACAAAAUGAAAAUGAAAUUGAAUUAAUUAUAUCAAAUAUUAAAAUUUUGGAGUCCCAAAAAAACAGUAUUCACACUCAACUUGAAGAAAAUAAGCAAAAACUAAUGGCAAUUAAACAAGAGGGGAAAGGGAAAGAGGCAGAAUUACAAGAAAAAGAGCAAACAUUAUUAGCAAUUGAAGAACAAAUUUCGUUAGGUGAAGAUCAAACAGAUUCAAGAAAACAACGACUAGAGAAGAUGAAAAGUCAAAUUAAUAGAGCGAAAAACAAAUAUCAUGAUACGUCACAAAUAUUUCAAAAUAGACAAAAUCAAAAUAAUGUUUUGACAGCUUUGACUAAACUAGGCAAAUCUGGUAGAAUCGAUGGAUUUUAUGGAAAAUUGGGUGAUCUUGGUAGUAUUGAUGAUAAGUACGAUGUAGCCGUUUCAACCGCUGUCCCAGGUUUAGAUUCCAUGGUUGUUGAAACAGUUGAAACAGCACAAGCAUGUAUUGAUUAUUUACGUAAGAAUAGACUUGGGUAUGCUAAUUUCAUAUGUUUGAACAAAUUGAGAAAUUAUGAUCUUUCCCCUAUCAGUAUACCAGGAGAUCCAUCCAAAAUUAAAAGAUUAUUUGAUUUAAUAAAUCCAAUAAAUCCCAAAUUUGCCCCAGCUUUUUAUAGUAAAAUGUUUAAUACUUUAGUUGCUCCAGAUUUAAACGAAGCUAAGAAAGUAGCUUAUGGUGCAAGAAGAUGCAAAUGUGUAACAUUAGAUGGUAAAGUUAUUGAUGUUGCUGGUACAAUGUCAGGUGGAGGUGGUCAAGUUAUGAGAGGAGCUUUGCGUUUAAUUUCUGCGCAAACGAAUGAACCAGAUAUUGAUGAAGAAGAGUUGGAACAAGCACGUAACGAUAUACAAGGAAUGGAAUCUGAAUUCAAAAAGGAACAAAAUGAAUAUGAAGAAGAUAUGAUAAAAUUAUCAAAAGUUAAAGCAGUUGAACCUGAAACAAGAUUGGAAGUAGAUAAGUUGAAGAUGGAUAUAGCUGGUCUAGCAUCUGAAAUGAAAGAAGUCACUCAAAUCUGUAAAAAUUUGGUUAUUGAACAAAGAGAGAUGGAGCUGAAUAAUCCAUUUGAAGAACAAAUUGAGACUAAAACAAAAGAACUUCAGAAAUUGGAAAAAAUUAGAGAUAAAAUAAAGCAAGAAAUGAUUGAAACUGAAAAUGAAAUAUCUAGUUUAGAGAAGAAAAUUAUGGAAGCAGGUGGAACUGAUUUAAAAAUUCAAAGUUCAAAAGUUGACUCCAUUAAGAAACAAAUUUCGAUAGUUAAUGAGAAGACAAGUGGAGACAGAAUGGCAGUUAAGAAAUUGGAAAGUGAUAUAAAAAGACAUACAAAGGCAUUAGAAGAUGCAAAGAAUGAACAAGUCACAAUUGAACAAGACUAUGAUACAAUUAAAGAACAAAAAUUGGAGCUAGAAAAAAAAAUCAAAGAAUUUGAAAAAGAGAUAAAUGAAGUUGAAAUCAAAAAGAGAGAUCAAGAUGAAGAACUAGAAGUCACUAGAGUUGCAAUCGAAGAAAAAGAAGAAGAGUUAGCAGGAUUUAAACUGUUUGAAGUAGAAAUUACAAAUAAGUUGGAAAAAGUAACACAUAGUUUAAAAAAGCUUCAUCAUUUAAUUGAAGAAAAUCAACUGCAAUUAGAUUCCAUAGAAAUUAGAGAUCCUGAACCAUAUAUCUACUGGUUAGAUGAACAAGAGCAAAUGAAGUAUAAAUCCAAUGCAUUGGAGAAACUAAGUGAGGAAGAAUUACAAGAUUUUGAUCUAGAAGCAGUUGCUGCUGAAAUUGAAGAAUUGAAUAAAUAUAUGUCAACGGUGAAAGUAGAUGUUGAAAUUUUAAAAGAAUACGGAACUAAAAUAUCUGAAUAUAAUGAUAGAAAAUCUGAUCUCAAUAGAGCAAUUGAAGAAAGAGAUGAAAAGAGAGAUUAUUGUGAAGAUUUGAAAAGAAAAAGAUUGGAUGAAUUUAUGGAAGGUUUCAGUAAAAUCUCCAUGACAUUAAAGGAUAUGUAUCGAAUGAUAACUAUGGGUGGUAAUGCCGAAUUAGAAUUAGUUGAUAGUUUAGAUCCAUUUUCGGAAGGUAUAUUAUUUAGUGUCAUGCCACCAAAGAAAUCAUGGAAAAACAUUUCAAAUUUAUCAGGUGGUGAAAAAACUUUAAGUUCAUUGGCAUUAGUUUUUGCUUUACAUCUGUACAAACCGACUCCCUUAUAUGUUAUGGAUGAGAUUGAUGCUGCUUUAGAUUUUAGAAAUGUGUCAAUUGUUGCAAAUUAUAUAAAGGAAAGAACUAAGAAUGCUCAAUUUGUAGUAAUUUCAUUGAGAAAUAAUAUGUUUGAAUUAGCUGCUAAAUUAGUGGGUAUCUAUAAGGUUGAUAAUAAAACUAAAAGUACAUGUAUAAUGAAUAUAUAG
Messenger RNA from Lodderomyces pseudojiufengensis, 4023 nucleotides. It is a transcript of the gene SMC4, whose product is annotated as condensin subunit. Lineage: Eukaryota; Fungi; Ascomycota; Pichiomycetes; Serinales; Debaryomycetaceae. Gene Ontology annotation, cellular component: chromosome. The record is from RefSeq and is a predicted model, not a curated record. Gene Ontology annotation, biological process: mitotic chromosome condensation. Gene Ontology annotation, molecular function: ATP hydrolysis activity; ATP binding; protein binding. The transcript has a single exon. The coding region runs from base 1 to 4023 and encodes 1340 amino acids.